AUGGCAAAGGUGAAAGUUCAGGAGCAUAUCCAUCAGCAGCCUGUCACAAAGGACGAUCUUGGGAGAUACAAUUUACAGCCUCCAGAAAUCUACCCUUGUGCGAUUGGAUGGUGUCCAGCUUUGCUGGAAUCGGAGAGGGAGGUUCAUUAGAGACAGCAAGGGGCAGAACCUGGAUUGGAAUCUAGACAGUCUAACUCCAGAACUGGCACUUUUAGCUCAGGCACAAGGCUCCAUACUCUGGUCAUGGAGGAGCCAUCCACCCCUCCAGCCAGAAGUCCCCUUUUCCUGCAUCCAUGGCCAGGGCCCUGGAUCUCACCUGUCAAUGCCCCAUGCUGGCUUGAUGUCUCAGUUCCGGAACAGAGCUGCUGCAGCUGCUACCUAGGAAGGCUCUGGCCAAAAUAUUUAGUUAGCAGCCAUUCAGUUAAGUGGAAUUGA
Chinchilla lanigera (long-tailed chinchilla) is the source of this 435-nucleotide messenger RNA. Its product is annotated as chromosome unknown open reading frame, human C16orf47. The record is from RefSeq and is a predicted model, not a curated record. Lineage: Eukaryota; Metazoa; Chordata; Mammalia; Rodentia; Chinchillidae.